AUGUAAAAAUAUUUUUACUGUAGAGAUUUUGAGGAUAAUUCCUACAUAUUUAAGAAAAAGGGAAAACUUUGGUUAAUAUUCAGACUUUAUUCAACAUCAGAAAAUACACAAUGAAGAGAAAAUCUACAAUUUAAAUCAGCUUAUAGAUACAUUUACUUUUGGAUCACAACAUACUCAGCAUUAGAAAAUUCACACUGGCUGGGUGUGUGGCUCACCCUGUAAUCCUGACACUGGAAGGCUGAGGACAGGAAGAGGACUUGAGUCCAGGAAUUCUAGACCAGGAUGGGCAACAUAGCCAGACUCUAUCUCUACAAAAAAUUUAAAAAUUAGCCAGGCAUGGUGGUGCACGCUUGUCCCAGCUACUCAGGAGGCUAAGGUGGCAGGGUCCUCUAAGCCCAGGCUAUGGUAUGCUAUGAUCACACCUAUAUAUAGCCACUGCAUUCCAGUCUGGGCAACAAAAUGGCAUCCUGUCUCUAAAAUAAAUAAAGAAGACAAUAUUUGGCUGGGCGCGGUGGCUCACACCUAUAAUCUCAACACUUUGGGAGGCUGAGGCAGGCAGAUCACCUGAGGUCAGGAGUUCGAGACCAGCCUGGCCAACAUAUAGUAAAACCCUGUCUCUACUAAAAAUACAAAAAAAAUUAGCCGGGUGUGGUGGUGUGUGCCUGUAAUUCCAGCCACUUGGGAGGCUGAGGCAAGAGAAUCACUUGAACCCGGGAGGCAGAGGUUGCAGUGAGGCAAGAUCCCACCACUAUACUCUAGCCUGGGCAACAAGAGGAAAAACUAAAAAAAAAAAAAUAUUUGGCUACAUGCAAUGUUCUUAUCACAUUAACUGGUAUUAUGGUAAAGUUACCUUUUGAAAAGUCAUCUGGCAAAAACAACUGUUAACAUUAGAUAACAGUGACUUUGACAAAGCGCUAUACUACUAGGAUAAAAAUGACUGAAGAGAUUGGCACAAAAUGAGGAACGGGGCUUCGUUUCCGAGAAUACCAGCUCCACUCAACACUGGAUACUCUCCUGCCUGUGGAAAUCUACAAGGGCAGUAGCAGAGAGUGCUGCACGUUUCACAGUGUUGGGAGAGGACAGUGAAAACCAACAUUUACCAGGUGCCUGCCAUGGGCUAUUCCUGGGCUGAGGCUCUAAAGAUGUUUCUUUGAACAGUAACAGCAGCCGUCUAGGAUAGGUGGUCCUCAGCUAUGGCAGAAAAGAGGAGACUGAGGCCUAAGAAGCUAGUAAAUGGUGGAUUCCAGUCUUCUCUUCCAAUGGAUUAGUAGACACCAAUGGCCCAGGCAGAGUGUUUCUUGAUUUUUGAAUACAAAUGUAGCAGGAGCUGCCGCGGGAAAGGAUCUUUCUGACACCGGACACCGAAUACAGGAGGAAGGACUUCAUUUCAGCUGGGAGCAAGGUGGCAUAGGUGCCUAACAGCCAAGCUUGUCUAACAAAGGGAGGUUCAGCCUUUAUAUAGGCUUAUACUUUAGAUGUUACACGUGGAAGAAUCUUAGGUCCAUAGUUUUAGGACUCACAUGUGAAAAGGUAUCUGUUUCUAGUUUUAGGACUCACAUGUGAAAAGGUCUCUGUUUACAGUUUCAGGAAUCACAUAUGAAAGGGCUCCGGUUUACAGUUCUAGGACUCACAUGUGAAAAGGUUUCUGGUUUGAUCUUGUUUUAAGUAAAAAUAGUGCCUUCUGGAGAGUUUCCCCAAGGCCUAGCCUGUUGUUUUCAGGAAAGAGUUUCAGGAGGCGCCAGCUGGACUGCUCUCUCUUCUAUUGAGAUACACAGUGAAUGACAGAGGGGGAGGGAAUCCCAAAUGCCUGGGUCUCCCUCCUCACUAACAUCAUGAAUAGCAAAUACUGGCAUGGCAAUAAGAGUGUGCCCUACAUCUGGUCACAUCUAAAACACCAGUCCCUUCUCUUUUUGCAGGAACACUUGGUCUUACAGAAUCAGGAUAUGGAGAGAUGCUGGCCAGGGCCACCGACUAGGUGCUUCUGCAGUUUGCAGUUUCUCUACUGUCCUCAGGACACUGUCAUACCAUUAACCCUUUCCUGCCUAGUGAUAGCGAUGUCUGAAGAGGUUAUCAGAUCACCUCUCCUCUAGAAAUAAAUAGGUUGGUAUCUCUAAACCUGGCCUUGAGUAACAGAUGCACAUGAAAUUCUGAAUGAGUGGUAAUUCACUGCUCACAUGUCCAAGGGACAACAGGCUCUUUUCCUGGGACUUGUACAGGAUGAUUGGACAGGAUUACUUCCCAGGAUUUGGCUGUAUUGAGUUUGCAGAUUUGGGCUGUAACUCAUCCAAACUUAUCUGGGGAACACAAGUUAAACUGAGAAGAGAAAGAGGAAAAAGACCCAUGUUUAAAUGGAAAUUAAAUAUGUAUCUGAUAGAUUCCACAAAUGUCUUGGACACAUCUAUGAACAGUGUCUGGCACCAGCUGGCUCCAGCACAGAAAGGUUUGCUGUGUACCUGAGGGAGACUCUGCCAUACUUGACCCAAGGAGGCCUGCUUGGUGACCAGGCAGGCAUAGUAAGCAUGGAGAACACACUUGGUCUCUUUCUCCCAGACCCAGACAGGGAACAGAACUUUCCUCAGCAGGCCAUGUUGUCACUGGCUGGCAAAAGCACCUCUCCGCUAAAAAGUAAAAACCAGGGUGUCUAAGAUCCUAGGAAUCGGACCCGCUCCACUGGGUAGAGAACAACCAAAAUGAGGCUUUCUUCCCUCACUCCGGGAGGUUGCUGGCUCUGCAGCCCGGUUCCAAAGCCCCUCUUCCAGGUCACUUCCCCGACUGAGCCAGACCCCUUGCUCUUAGGACGCUGUGGGCCAGGCCGAGGCUCCCGCUCCGUGUGGCCUGCCUGGACCCUACAGGGCCGCGCUCAGAAGAUGCCACUGAUGCCAGAGGCGCAACUCUUUUUCCUAUUCCCAGGAGCGGAAGGCAGAAACAGUGGCCUUGGCGACAGAGGGGUGGGAACACCCCACGUCCACUGCAAGAGAAUGAAGUGGAAGAAGGGAUUUCGGCUUCCGACCCGGCAGGAGCCUGGCCGCUGGAACGCCCGCGAGGAGUUCGCUCGCCUCUCGCCGCCCUGUCUCCCAGGUACGCCGCCCCGGGCCUUUUGUACGACUCACUGCUGGAAAUGGUCACACGCUCCUUCUCCCCUUAGAGCGGACACUGUCAAAACCACUGAAGCUCCCGCCCUGAGGAGCGCCCUAUCUGCUAAAGGCCGUGUUGUCCCGCCUCCAAGCCACUGCGCGUGCGCAUUGCUUUGACCUCAAGUUCCCAGGGAGCGGUGGGAAGCGGAAGUGCUCGGCUGACCCGGAGGCUGGCGUUUCGUUCACACUGGUUGCUGUCGUCCGUCCCUCUCCGCGCUGAAGGUCACAGUGCAGACCUGAGACCGCUGCUCACGACUCCAGACUCCAGUUUAUCUGUGCCCCGGCUUCCUCACUUAGUCUCAGAAGACCUAGGCUGAGGCCCCAGGAGGAGAUCUCCAUCCUUUGGAGGAGCACAACAGAAUGGCCACAUCCCAGUGAUGAACAUUUCAGUGAUCACCAAUGGUCAAUGAAAACAAAAACAUUUAAGGAAUCGUUGACCUUCAAGGACGUGUUCGUGGACUUCACCCUCGAGGAGUGGCAGCAACUGGACUCUGCCCAGAAGAACCUCUACAGGGACGUCAUGCUUGAGAACUACAGCCACCUGGUGUCCGUGGGGUAUCUGCUUGCCAAGCCAGAUAUGAUCUUCAGGUUGGGACCAGGAGAAGAGUCCUGGAGGGCAGAUGGAGGGACCCCGGUGCGCACCUGUGCAGGUGAGGACAGGCCAGUGUUUCACUAUGGAAGGUUAAGAUUGAACUCAUCAUGCUGCUCCUGUCACCCGCCCAAAGAAGUCUGGCAAGUUGACAAGCAGAUAGAUCGCUAUAAGGAAAGCCAAGACAAACUUCCAUGGCAAGCUGCAUUCACAGGCAAGGAAACACUGAAGGAUGAAAGUGGUCAAGUAUGUAAAAUAUGUAGAAAAAGCAUUUAUCUCAGCACAGACUUUGUUUCUGUAAAACAAAGACUCCCUAAAUAUUACUCGUGGGAAUGGUGUUCAAAACAUAAUUUAAACUUUCUUAGUCAAAAUAGAAGCUAUGUAAGAAAGAAAGAUGAUGGAUAUAAGACAUAUUGGAAAGUAUGCCUCCAUUCUAACCUUCAUAAAGCUCAACCUGUGGAGAAAUUUUUUGACCCUAAUCAACGAGGGAAAGCCCUCCACCAAAAGCAAGCCCUUCAGAAAAGUCAGAGAAGUCAAACUGGGGAGAAACUCUACAGAUGUACUCAGUGUGGAAAAGGGUUUAUCCAGAAAGGAAAUUUAGUUGUACAUCAAAGAACUCACACCGGAGAGAAACCUUAUGAAUGCUGUGAAUGUGCAAAAGCCUUCAGCCAGAAGUCAACCCUCAUAGCACACCAGAGAACGCACACAGGGGAGAAGCCCUAUGAAUGUAAUGAAUGUGGAAAAACCUUUAUUCAGAAGUCAACUCUGAUUAAACAUCAACGAACUCAUACGGGAGAGAAACCAUUUGUAUGUGCCAAAUGUCCAAAAGCUUUUAAAAGUUCAUAUCAUCUUAUUAGACAUAAAAAAACACACAUUAGACAAGCAUUUUAUAAAGGUAUUAAAUAUACUACAUCUGGCCUUAUAUAUCAAUGGAUUCACACAAGUGAGAAACCUGAGUGCAGUGAACAUGAGAAAACCUCUGAUGAGAAGCCUAGUCCCACUAAACAUCAGAUAACUCGUACAAAAGAGAAAAUUUAUGAGUGUAAUAAAUGUGGGAAAAGCUUCAGAGGUAAGUCACACCUCUCUGUUCAUCAGAAAAUUCAUACGGGAGAGAAACCCUAUGAAUGUAGUAUAUGUGGGAAGACUUUCAGUGGAAAGUCACACCUCUCUGCCCAUCAUAGAACUCAUACAGGAGAGAAACCGUAUGAAUGCAGAAGAUGUGGGAAAGCCUUUGGGGAGAAGUCAACCCUUACUGUACAUCAGAGAAUACAUACAGGAGAGAAACCCUACAAAUGCAACGAAUGUGGGAAAGCCUUCAGUGAGAAGUCACCACUGAUUAAACAUCAGAGAAUUCAUACAGGAGAGAGACCGUAUGAAUGCAGUGACUGUGCAAAAACCUUCAGUAGGAAGUCAACUCUCAUUAAACAUCAGAGAAUUCAUACAGGAGAAAAACCUUACAAAUGUAGUGAAUGUGGGAAGGCCUUCAGUGUGAAAUCAACUCUCAAUGUGCAUCACAGAACUCAUACAGGAGAGAAACCUUAUGAAUGCAGAGACUGUGGGAAAGCAUUCAGUGGGAAGUCAACUCUCAUUAAACAUCAGAGAAGUCACACAGGUGAUAAAAACCUAUGAGUAUACUUGAGAGUGGGAUAAUUAUACUAGUAAUUACUCAUAUGUUAAAUAAUUUAUCAUGGGGAGUAAUCUUAUAAAUGUCAAGAGUGUUGGAAACUCUUCAUAUGUUAAUAUUCAUUUAACUUAAUAAAAGGUACAGAAGUAUAAUUCCAGAGGCGUCAAUAAAUGUGAUUAAUUUUUUCACCCAGAGUUCUUCACACAGGAGUGAAAAUCUGUAUCUCAAAUAAUUCAAAAGCAUCAAAACUGAGUGUAGUGAUGUGGGAAAGCCUUCAGAAAGAAUGUAAAUGGCACUGUUUAUCAGAGUGUUUAUGCUGAGAAAAACUAAGAAUUUAGUGAGCCAUGGUGUGGUAGGUAGCUCACACCUGUAAUUCCAGCACUUUUGGGAGGCCAAGGUAGGCAGAUCACUUGAGCUCACAAGUUCGAGACCAGCCUGGGCAACAUGGUAAAACUGUCUUUACAAAAAAUACAAAAGUUAUCUGGGUGUGGUGGUAUGCCUGUAGUCCCGGGAGUUUGAGGUAGGAGGAUGGCUUGAGCCCAGGAGGUGGAGGUUGCAGUGAGCUGAGAUCACACUACUGUACUCCAGCCUGGGUGUUACAGCCAGACCGUGUCAAAUAAAUAGACAAACACAAACCCAUGUUAGAAAUGAGAGGAAUCAUGCUCUAUAUUCUUUUAUUAAUAGAGACAGGGUCUUGCUAUGUUGCCCAGGCUGGUCUUGAACUCCUAGCCUCAACUGAUACUCCCACCUUUGCCUCCCAAAGCACUCAUUAUAGAUAUGAGCCACCACACUUAGCAUAUUCUUUAUCAAACAUUUUGUGGAAAAGGUAUAGAGGUGGCAAGCAAACACUCAAUUAUAAAUUUAAGAUAUGUUCAAUGUGGAGUAGAUUAUGACUUUUUUUUUUGAGACAGAGUUUCACUCUCAUUGCCCAAGCUGGAGUGCAAUGGCACAAUCUCAGCUCACUCCAACCUUUGCCUCCCAGGUUCAAGCGAUUCUCCUGCCUCAACCUCCCAAGUAGGCUGGGAUUUCAGGCAUGCGCCACCAUGCCCUGCUAAUUUUUUGUAGUUUUAAUAGAAACGGGGUUUCACCAUGUUAGCCAGGCUGGUCUGGAACUCCUGACCUCAGGUGAUCCAUCCGUCUUAGCCUCUCAAAGCACUGGGAAUACAAGUGUGAGCCACGGCGCCUAGCCUAGUAUGAUAUUUUUAAAAGAAUAGUAUAAAGCAUAAAAUACCUAUGUGGGUUAAACUCCCAGAUUAUUUUCCUAAACAAAUAAAAAAAUUGCUUUCUUAAAUAGGGUAAGAGAGGAUGAGUCAUCAGGAUCCCUGAAACAAAGAUCUCAAACAGGAGACCUUACAUACAUUAUUCAUCAAUAUCUUCAGUGCAAAAAUGCAAAGCCAUUACAGAAAGGGCAUUAGUAAGUUUUUACAUACUUUCCUUAGGAACAGUGCUUACAACGUAAAAUUCUCCAUGUUUUAAGAAAGAAUAAUUUUGUGGUGAAGCAAUCAAAGAUUUAAAAAUUUCAGAGCAUCUUCCGUAAGAGCAGUAUUAUUUAAAGUAGUGAAAAAAUAAAAAACAAUUUAAUAUCCAGUGAUAGCUGAUUAAAAAUUGAUAUGUCAAUUAGGUGAAAUAAUAUGCACCAAUUAAGACUAUUUGCAAAUUUGGGAAAAUGUUAAUGGUAAAUCAUUACAUAAAAAAUAUAAAAUAAUAUAUGAUAUUGUAAAAACAAAGUAUAUGAACCAUUAUAUCAGUGAUUCUGGGUGGUUGGCAUAUAAAAAUAUUGCGAUGAGUAAAGUUAUAUGCACAUAUAUGUAUAAGCAUAAAUUUGUAUUUCAUCUAUUUUAGGUGAGUAUAUGUGUGUAUAGAUAACACAGGGAAUAAAAAGCUAGGUACAUCUAUGUAAUGUGGGUGGGGGGAGCUAGGAAAGAAAUACACCAAAUUAUUAAGUAAAUUGGCAUUUGAGUGUGGAGAUUAUUGAUGUGUAAAAAAGUUUUUGGAUGUAGUCCCCAGAAAUCACCAAUAAAGCAUAUCAUUUAAAGUGUA
Molecule: messenger RNA, 7387 nt
Organism: Callithrix jacchus (white-tufted-ear marmoset)
Lineage: Eukaryota; Metazoa; Chordata; Mammalia; Primates; Cebidae
Gene: ZNF674
Product: zinc finger protein 674
Biological process (GO): regulation of transcription by RNA polymerase II
Cellular component (GO): nucleus
Molecular function (GO): DNA-binding transcription activator activity, RNA polymerase II-specific; RNA polymerase II cis-regulatory region sequence-specific DNA binding
Source: RefSeq, a predicted model, not a curated record